This is a messenger RNA of Anguilla anguilla (European eel), 6631 nucleotides long. It is a transcript of the gene smchd1, whose product is annotated as structural maintenance of chromosomes flexible hinge domain containing 1. Gene Ontology annotation, molecular function: ATP binding; protein binding. The coding region runs from base 233 to 6277 and encodes 2014 amino acids. The transcript is spliced from 48 exons. Gene Ontology annotation, biological process: chromosome organization; double-strand break repair. Lineage: Eukaryota; Metazoa; Chordata; Actinopteri; Anguilliformes; Anguillidae. Gene Ontology annotation, cellular component: chromosome. The record is from RefSeq and is a predicted model, not a curated record.
CGUAUUAGGCGGAAAUAUUUGGUUGAGUGUAGCGGCGGGUAAAGUAGGUCUGCUAUUCCUGAUUUGUUUUUUUAAGAGAAAAGACAGUUAUAAUUGCUAUGAAAAUGUAUAGGUAAACGUGUUGUUCCGUUUUUAUGCGGGUCACAACAACAAGCCUAGCUAGAGUGGAUACCUCGCUACACGACGUUUUGUUUAUAUUUUUUAUGAGCAUCUCUAUUCGAGCCCCAAGAACAUGGCCGACUCCAUUAUUUUGAGCACUGGUUGCCCCGGACCUUUAGAGAAAAAUGUUGCACAAACACCUGAAACAAUUCCACGAAAAGUAGUGGUAUUUGACCGUCGUCUAGAAAACGGAGACGCCACCGAGAAAGUACUGGAUAUCCAGGGCAUGGAGUUCAGUGCAUUUCUGAGGACUGUCGCAAAGGAGUUUUCCAUAUCUUCAGAAGAACCAUUUGUCCUGUUGACCACAGACAGGAAGGAAAUUAAUGCGGACCGAUUUCCGGAGCUGAAGGAUGGAAAUACUUUACACCUUCUUCGGUCCGUUGAUCAAGUCUUGUCAGUGUCAACAAAGGAACGCAUCCUGUUUCUCCCGCAUUAUGACACGCUUAUCAAAAGUGGCAUGUACGAGUACUAUGCCAGCGAGGGGCAGAAAUCAUUACCUUAUGCCUUUGCUGAACUUAUUGACAAUGCCUUGUCGGCAACUUCAAACAAUGUUGGGGUCAGGAAAAUACACAUUCGAUUGAUGUUUGAUGAGUCUCAGGGUAAGCCCGCAGUGGUCGUCUUGGACAACGGCUCUGGAAUGACAUCAAAGCAGCUCAAUAACUGGGCUGUCUACAGGCUGUCCAAAUUUACUAGGGAAAGCAGUGAAUUUGAGAGCGAUCAUACGGGCUAUGUUCGACCUGCUCCAGUUCCUCGCAGCCUAAACAGUGAUAUAUCUUACUUUGGAGUUGGAGGAAAGCAGGCUGCUUUCUACAUCGCGCAGUCAGCCAGGAUGAUCACCAAGCCAGCAGGAUCGAUGGAUGUUCACGAGUUGCUUCUCUCAAAAGACGAGUUUGAAAAAAAGGAGAAAAAUAAAGAAGAUAUUUACAAGGGUUACAUUCUAAACAGAAAGCCAGGUGACUCCACCCACAUUACCAAUGAGGAUGAGCGGUUCUUGCACAGUCUCAUCGCUGAGGAGGCAGGGCAGGACAGUUUUACUGCUGUGGUUCUGACUGGAGUCCAGCCAGAGCACAUCGCCUACCUGAGAGCCGACUUCCACCUGUGGACCAGAGAGCUGGCGCAUGUGUAUCAUUAUUACGUUCAUGGUAUCCAUGGAAACGACACCCGGCCUUCUAAGGUUGACACUGAUACCUCAGGCAACAUUGAUAUUCAGAUCUGCUUGUUCGAAAAGCUGAAGGUGCCAAGGGUUGUGAACCUUAGAGAGAUCAAUACUGACAUGCAGACUCUGUAUGUCAAGUCUUCAGUGGACACAUUUGAGUUCAAGGCUCAGGUGGAAGAGGAUGGCACUGUGGAAGGCGUUCUUCGGUAUCAUCCAUUCCUUUAUGACAGAGAAACCUACCCGGAGGAUCCGUACGCCAUGCCAACCGUGCCGAUGGAAGAUGAUGAAGACUGCAUCAUCUCUAACCAAGAAGGCCGAGGGAAGAAGCCCCUAUUUGAGUGCUUCUGGAACGGGCGGCUGAUACCGUACACCACUGUGGCAGAGUUCGACUGGUGCGCGCGGCCCAAGAAGUCGGGACCCGUGCCGGCCGAGUGCUUCAACCGCAUCUCGGGCGUCCUCUUUGCCAACGACAAGUUCCAGGUCAGCACCAACAAGCUGACCUUCAUGGACCUGGAGCUCCGGCUCAAGGACAAGGAGACCAUCUUCACACGCAUCGUCAACGGACAGGAACAGAGAGUGAAGAUUCACAAAGAGUUCACUCAGUGGCUGAAGGACUGUCAUGAGAAGUGGGACAAGCAAAUUAAGUUUUCCGGGUUUAAUGGCACCAUGACACGGACGGACGUCACCACAAAAAAAAUGCAGACACCAUGGGCAAGGUUUACAUCCAUCGAGUGGGAUGGGAAAACGUACAAAGCUGGUCAAUAUGUGAAAUCUGUGAAAACCCAUCCCAUUUUAUUUGGCACAAUUGUGCAGUUCCUCCUGUAUGGCGAUCAUGAUGGGGAUGUGCACUCAACUGGGGGUCAGGUCCAGGUGGCUAUGGAGCCCAAGGCAAUUUUUGGUGAAGUGAGGACCAUUCCCAUCUCAAAGAUUGACAGAGGAGCCACUCUGACUGCCAUUAGGAAGUACAUUGAUGAUGAAUUAGCAAAGCUUCCAGACCGACUGAGAGUGACCUGGCCAGAGGGAAACGAGUGGAGCCAGAGGGAUGUUCGUCCAGCUGGGACUGUGUUUGGCCCGAUCCAUGUUGAGAUCCUGAACAAAAAAGGAGAGUCAAUGGCGCGGAUGCCUGGACCCAACUUCAGUGCAUCAAAGAAACUUCUGAUUGAAUUAACGGUUAUUUGGCAUUCUCCUGCUGGCGAUGUUGAAACAAACUCUCACAUCUGCCAGCACGGCGGGAAAUGGGCGUAUUGGUUUAAAACCAUGGAGAACCUCAGCAAGCUUGGGAAAUACACCCUGUACCUGCAGACGGUGCUGAACGAGAGCAACGCCAGCGUUUGUGCCGGAGAGCAGCUGCCGUCCUGGAAGCUGGACUUCUCCAUAUGUGAGGGAUGUCCUGAAAGGUUUGUGGUGGGGGCAGUUUGCACCCCUUACAGAGUGUGCGAGCCCUUCAGCAUCUCACUGGAGCUGCUGGACGCUUUUGGGAACCCCACUCGGCCUACUGCUGACCUGACGCCUGUCCUGGAGUGCAGCAACCUGGAGUUGAGUUACGAGGAGACCAAAGCAAGUGGAACCACUUUCUCCAUUAAAGGAGUUCGAGCCAGAGGCCGUGUGAAGACCUGCCUGGGGAAGGCCUUUAAUGUGAAGAUCACCUUGCCGGGUCUGAAACGGAACUCUCAGACCCUGAAAAUAAGCCUCCUCCCUGGUCUCCCUCAUUCUCUGAGCGUCAAACCGGACUCUGAGGAAACACCGCUGGAGAACGGAAAAGCCCCCAUGUUCCAGGUGGAGGUGAAGGACGAAGCAGGGAACGUCACCACUCACCCCAAACUCAUCGUGCAGUGCCAGUUGCAAGGUGCUCCCAACUUGCCCAUGGCCGCUGUUGAUUGCAGUAACUCGGGAACUGGGCUGCUAUUGGACAAGCCAUUACACAUUAAAAACAUCCAGAAAGAUCAGGUCAUAAAGGCAAAAUUUGAUGUCCCAAGUCUCAAAAACAUUGAAGUAGUGGAGAGGACACUGAAGAUCACACCUGGUCAUUGUGUGGCCAAGUUGGAGAUAUUCUGUGAGGAGGACGGAAAUAUCAUGAUUUUUGGAGACAAGGAAAACGUUGGCUGGACCGCAGGAGACGUCCUGGAAAAUCUCCACUAUCGACUGUUCGAUGAAGGGAACCGCAGUGUCCCCAUUACAGCAUCUAUAGCACAGAAGAUCAAGGUGAAUUGGAGGGCAGAUUUAAACAUUGAGGACCUGCAGGAAGGAAAUCUACCCACCCUGCUCAUUCCCAAUUUGGUGAAAGAUGAACAUUUCUACCAGGUUUCAUUUCAGGAUGAAAAUGCGUCCGUGGAGUGUUCCUUUACCAUCAAGCCCCGUCCGGACGAGCCCAAGCGCAUGAAGGCCACGCUCAAGUGCGGGACGUCCGUGAGGAUGGGAGAGGAGCUGCCCGGGGCGAUCUAUUUGGAGGUGGUGGACCAGUUUGGUAAUAAAACGCAAGCCUUGACGUCAGCUUGCGUGAGUUCAUUCGGGGUGUCGGCGGAAGGCCUCGAUAAAUCAAGCUUGAACAUCUCGUGGCAGGAGAAAAUGGAGGUGAUCAUGGUCCAAGGAGUGAAGUUCUUCAGCGGCGUCCUGGGAUCCAGAGAGCUGUGCUUCGCCUGGAGAGACUUCGUGGAGUACGUGCGCAUAACCAUCACGGCCGGCCCUCCGGUCAAGCUCCGGCUCCUGGACGGGCCUGAGGAGCCUUUGCAGGUCAUCAACGGGAAGGGCAUGGAGAAGCCUUUCACUGUACAGCUGCAGGACGAGUGGGGCAACCCGUCACCUGACCAGCGAGUCGUCAUUUCUCUCAGACCCUCAGCCACGGAGCUAAAGAUGAAACAUUCACCGGCAUCGCAGCCGGUGGAUGCCGAUGGGAAGGCGAGCUUCACCUUGAGCCAAGUGAUGGCGCCCAAGGGAGAAUAUGGCAUCGAGUUUAAAGCCAUGUUCAAUAAGAAGAGUAUACCAGGACCCACGGUGAAACUGAAAGUGGUGCCGGAUCCUAACAAACCAGUCAAGCUGUCAGUCAGCUACGAUACCAACUCUGUGUUUCCUGCUGGGGGGUUCCUAACUGUUUUUGCAGUGACGGUGGUGGCUGAGGAUGGGGGCGCCAUAGCGAAUCUGAGCCCCGCCUCCAUGUCCAUGCUGAUGUGGAAGGGCGAGUCCUCUGGCCCCAGGCCUCCUCCGGGCGCUGCCACCCUCAAGUGCAGUAAGCCCAAGGACACUGAGAAGCACGACUGUUUCUACUUCAGAGACAAAAUAAUCCCUGACCGCGUUGGGAAGUACACAAUUCAGUUUGUAAUGUGUAUCGAGAAAAAUAAAUGCCUGUGGAGCAAUCAGUACGUAAUCAAUGUGGUGGCAAACGCUCCAAUGAAACUGAUGACGGAUUCCCAGCCGGCGACUCCGUUGGUUUCUAAUAUCCAAGCAGUGGCCAGUCGGACCCUGAUUGAGAGCAUGUGUCUGAAGAUCAUGGACGAGUACGAUAACCCGGCAGGCUGCGACUUGGACGGGUCAGUGCUGGUCUCCAUCAAGAGCUCCGACGACAUCGAGGAGCUCCCCCUGUUUAAGGGGAAGUGCAAAACCGCGCUCUUCCCCCUCUGCAAGGGCGUGGCCCACAUCAAGAAUCUUAUCAUCAUGGAGAACUGUCCUGGCACUGAUGGGACAGAGUACAUCCUGCACUUCCAGCCCGUCAUUCCUGGUUUCAAAUCAGAAAAUGAUUUGAAACCGUUUGAGCUUCCCUUCCUGUUUUAUAAUGAUUCCAAGAACCAAGAGCAAAUGGCGACCUUGACCAAAAAAAAGGACCGACUCUCCCAGUCACUCAUUGUGUACAGAAGUUUGUUUGACACAAACAAUCAGUUGAUCUCCGAGAUGAAAGAUCAGCUUCAGGAUGCUACCAACAAAGAGGCUCAUCUGAAAUCUGACCUCAGGAAAAUGCAUAUAAAUAUGACACAGCUGGGAACUAUGGAAGAGAUCGAUGCGCUAGUCAGGGAGAAGGUGGCGGAGCAGGAGAGGAUACGGAGGCAGCCGCGAAGAACAUGCACGAUCCCCGACAUCUUCAGAAGCAACCCAGACGUCCUGGGAAAGGUUGCCCACCUAGCGCGGGUGGAGGACAAUGACGUGGCGAAGGUCAUCUCCUGGCACCUGUCCGGGGACAUGGACUGCGUGGUGACGCUGACGACGGCCGCCGCCCGGCAGAUCUACGAGGACACCCAGGGCCGCCAGCAGGUGAUGCCUCUGGACUCGGUCUUCUGGAGGAGCAGCAACAGGCCCCUGCCUCACAUAAGGAACGGGCAGAACAGCUUUGCGCCGGUUGGAAACCCCGUGUUUGUCCGUGAUCUUCUCAUUUUCCCAGAACACGCCGAAAGCUGCCGGAUCGUCUUUGGAAAUCUUCUGGGGGAUACCAUUUUGGUGGACAACUUGGAUGCUGCUAACCAUUAUCGCAAGGGGGUGGUGCAGAAUAAGACGCCGUGCCCCACUCUGCUGACCAGACAAGGCGAGCGGGUUCGCAGCAAUGGGAAGUUCGGAGGCUUGCAGAACAAGGCUCCGUCCAUUGAGAAGCUGCGAGGGCAGGUGUUCGGCGCGCCCUUGCCGGAACAGUAUUACACGCUCCACAGGCAAAUCGAGCUGUUGCAGCAGUACCGUGUUGCCGUGGCGAAGUGCAAACAAGUGAGGGAGGACUACGAGGUGCACAUGCAGUACAUGCAGUCUCCGGAAAUGGUGGCGAAGGAGGGAGAGAUGAGGGCGCAGGAGGCGCAGCUCAAAGGCAUCGAGCACGAGCUCGGCAUGAGCCCUACGAGAAGGGGGAGUGGCUCUGCGGUGAAGCGCCCUGCGGUGGAGUCUGGAGAACCUUCCGGAAUCAAUUCAAAAAGAGCCCGUCGUGGGGAGAGGGCUUCAGCCUUGGAAAAUGCAGUAACUCCUGGAAGGGUGACAAGGAACAGGACACCAUAAUGGCAUAUGAAUAUGCAUAUUAAUUUCAUGUUUUCUUAAAGUUUUUCAUUUUAAAUUCAAACAAUAUUGGCAAACGCUUCUGAAACAUUGUGUUAAAAUUCCGUUUCUAAUACUUUCCAGACAGAGGUCAUAUGUUCUUUUUUUGUAAAUAUUUUAAGUUGCCUACUGACAUUGUCCUUUUUGGCAUAUGCGCUUUUUUGUUUCAUGUUUAAAUGAAAUAUGGAAAGAAUUUACACACACUGGAAGUGUAUUUUCCUUGUUUAGUCCUGAAGUGGUCCCUGUAACUGCGGCACUUUUAAUACUUUGUACACUUUUCUAUUGAAAUUCUUUUGUAAUAAAAUUAUUUUUAUUUUA